Rhododendron vialii is the source of this 579-nucleotide messenger RNA. RefSeq names its product pectinesterase inhibitor-like. NCBI's taxonomy places the organism in Eukaryota, Viridiplantae, Streptophyta, Magnoliopsida, Ericales, Ericaceae. The transcript has a single exon. Gene Ontology annotation, biological process: negative regulation of catalytic activity. Gene Ontology annotation, molecular function: pectinesterase inhibitor activity. The record is from RefSeq and is a predicted model, not a curated record. Bases 1 to 579 code for a protein of 192 amino acids.
AUGGUCUAUUCCUUCAAACUCUACUUCUCCUUGUUGGUCUCUCUUGUGCCAUGGUUUCUUUUCAUUAGCCUCUCCGAUGCAAGGCCAAACCGGAAACCAACAACUACUCUAAUCAAUCAAAUUUGUUCCCAAACGAUCGGAAAUCCCUCACUGUGUCUACAAGUCUUAGAAUCCGAUACUCGUUCCGCUCGUGCAGACCUAAGAGGCCUUGGCAAAAUCUCAAUCGACAUAGCACGUAAAGAUGCUAAACAGACGUCCAAUCUCAGCACCUCGCUUAUGAAGGAAGCUACUAACAGUUCAUUAAAAGGGCGAUACGACUAUUGUGCCGAACUUUAUGGAGAUGCCAUUGAUGACCUUAACGGAGCCGGGCAGAUAUUGAACAAGAAGGUUUUGAGCCCGUUGGAUAUCUCGGAUUUUCGGAUUAGAGCCUCGACUGCUUGUUCUGGACCAAAUUUUUGUGACGAUGGCUUUGAUGAAGGACUACCAAAUGAGCCAUCAAAGCUUAAGGAAGCAAGUAAGAAGUAUAAAGACCUUUGCGAGAUUGUUUUGGUUAUUGGGGCUAGUUUUAAGUCUGGAUAG